Molecule: messenger RNA, 1071 nt
Organism: Trematosphaeria pertusa
Lineage: Eukaryota; Fungi; Ascomycota; Dothideomycetes; Pleosporales; Trematosphaeriaceae
Product: metallo-beta-lactamase superfamily protein
Exons: 3
Coding region: 1-1071 (356 amino acids)
Source: RefSeq, a predicted model, not a curated record
AUGAGUUCACUCAAUCUUCCAAAAUCAAAUUCGUCUGUCUCUGUUUCGAUAAUCGACACGACAGCAUGGGCAUACAAAAUACCCUGCGAGAUGCUCUUCUACCCCCGCUUCAAGGGUCUUAAGACAUUCGACCUCUGCUCUUACGCUUUCCUCAUCACUCACGCCAAUGGCGAUUCGAAGCGGCGACUGCUUUUCGACCUGGGGAUCCGCAAAGACUGGAAGAAUCUCGUGCCUGACAUGGUGGAGAAGUUUCAGAAAUGGGGUACAGCGAUUGAGGUGGGCAAGGGGGUCGCCGACAUCCUGCAGGACAACAAUGUCAACUUGGAUGAACUCGAGGCUAUAAUCUGGAGCCAUCUGCAUUGGGAUCACACAGGUAAUCCGUCAACCUUCCCCGAAUCGGUGAAAGUCGUAAUGGGACCCGGAAUCAAAGACAAAUGCAUGCCAGGAUGGCCCAAAAACCCCGAUUCAGAGUUCAACGAGGCUGAUAUAGCGGGGCAUGAGGUGGUUGAGAUUUCGAGAAACGACUUCGAUAUGGAAAUCGGUGGCAUGGGCGCAUGGGACUACUUCGGGGACGGAAGCUUCUACAUCCUCGAUGCUCCAGGCCACGCACUUGGCCAUGUUAAUGCACUAGCAAGGACAAGUGUCUCGCCCGAGAGCUUUAUCUUCAUGGCAGCAGACAGCGCCCACCUGGGAGGCGAGCUGCGCCCUUCCGAUACACUGCCGCUUCCCGAGCUCAUCGACGUUCCUGGCCUACAACUGUGUCCCUGUCCUUCGAGCGUGCUCCUGCGAGAACAUCCGAGGAAUUCGUCCACCCUCCCGUUCCUCGGUUUGGAUCCCAGCUUCCCCCUAAACUUGAAGGACGCUGAGCAAACAAUCGAGCGGCUGCAGGCCUUUGACGCGGAUGAGAGGGUCCUAGUGGUGUUUGCGCAUGACGUGUCGCUCUUUGACAUUGUAGACUUCUUCCCUGCGACGGCGAACGAGUGGAGGCAAAAAGGCUGGAAGGAGAAGGGGAGAUGGUCCUUCCUACCCCAUCUACAAAAGGUUGCACGAGGAGAAGGGGGAUCAUAUUGA